UUAAGAGCUACCAUGUUAAUGUUCUCCGCAGACAUGUCCAAGUACUUUGGAAAGGACAGCACUCCCGGUGGCAUAGGCUUCCAGUUCCGCCAAAUCAAGCAGUAUGCCAAGAGUCAGAAGCAAUGUGCCGAUUCCGGUGGAGACCCUCAGACUCUUGGUAUUGGUGCUGGCAAGGGAGAGGACGCAAGUGCUAAGGGUGGUCAAUCCAUCGCAGGUCAAUAUGGCCAAGGCGUCACAGGAGGAGCAGGAGACGGAAGCGCCAAAUCAACCCCUCGCAAGCGUACUCCUAGCAAGAAGAAGGUCGAGCAGUACACGGGAUCCAACGAAGACGACGACGAAGACUUCAACUUCUCGACCCCGUCCAAGACCAAGACCCCCUUGAACAAGGUAAAGAACGGUCGCGUGGUCAAGAAGCAGCAGAAGGAUGAUCGCAACAUGCUCUCUUCCUUCACCGACAUUGACAACAACGACGAUGACGAGGUCCAGAUCGUGAAGAAGGAGGCUAAGCCCCAGAUGUCGUUCAACGGGAUGGAGAACGGUCAGGGAUUCUCUCGUGGCUUCGGUCAUUCAUAUGUUGAAGACCAGGAUGAGGAUCAGGAUAUCUACGAGGAUGCGGAUGAGGCUUAGAUGUCUGUCGUAUGGCAUUUCUGCUUCCAUCUCGCCUCGCCCUUUCGAUUCUCAAUUUCUCUCUCUCAGAUGACUAAUUGAUUGAUUGACUGGCGUCGAUACCGAAGAUGGCUUUUCUUUCCUUUACUUUUGCGGUUUUUUACGAUACGAUACGAUUCCCUGGCUUCCUAUCUUCGAAUCUCCAGACAUACAAGGAAAGGAUGAAUGCUAUUACGAGCAAUGAAUGGAUGAAUGGAAGGAUGGAUGGGAUGGGAUAUGAAUGGGAUGGAUGGAUCAUAAGGGGCUAGGUACUAAAGGGUGUGCAUUCCCACUUUAUCGGGCACAUGCAUAAUGAAAUACAACGAUGAUUUUCUC
Messenger RNA from Amorphotheca resinae ATCC 22711, 981 nucleotides. RefSeq lists its product as hypothetical. NCBI's taxonomy places the organism in Eukaryota, Fungi, Ascomycota, Leotiomycetes, Helotiales, Amorphothecaceae. Bases 13 to 627 code for a protein of 204 amino acids. The record is from RefSeq and is a predicted model, not a curated record. The transcript has 4 exons.